UGCGGACGGACACGUUACCGAGGUGCACAAGAGCAAAAUUGCUUGAUGGCUGCCAGGCAGCAGACAGUCAACUGUGGUUGUAAAGGCAUCCGAACUUGCCUGCUAUGUGAGGCAAAUGAUGACAAGCGACAACUGCUGAACAAGAAAGACUCGGUACGUUAUGAUUUUACCUAUGAUCAGGAGUCAAAAUUAGCUGUGCCAGUUUGUGGUAAUAUUCAGCAGGCCUUUCCAUUUCCUGGUGUAUUCCUGUGGGAGAACUUUGUUUCUGAGAAAGAGGAAAAAGAGCUGGUCACCCAAAUGGACCAGAACAUUUGGAGAGAGUCUCAGUCUGGACGGCGCAAACAGGACUUUGGACCGAAGGUAAACUUCAAAAAGCGCCGUGUUCGCCUUGGGGGUUUCAGUGGCCUCCCUGCAAUCAGUCAGAAACUAGUGAACAGAAUGACCAAAGAGCCUUUGCUGGCUGAUUUCCACCCGGUAGAACAGUGCAACCUGGAGUACAGCCCCAAACGUGGCUCUGCCAUUGACCCUCACCUGGACGAUAGCUGGCUGUGGGGGGAGCGCCUGGUUACUCUUAAUCUGCUUUCUGACACUGUGAUCACCUUGAGCUUAGAUCAGGGCUGGGGGGACAUGGACCGAGGUGAAGUCAGGGUGGCAGUAAAUAUGCCUCGGAGGUCUUUAUUUGUACUGUACGGUGAGGCGCGCCACCGGUGGAAACACGCCAUUUGCCGAGAGCACGUUCUCGGCCGGAGGGUGUGCAGUACCUUCAGAGAGCUGACCGCUGAGUUUCUGCAUGGUGGAGAGCAGGAGAAGCUGGGAUCAGAGCUGCUGGACAUAGCGUCAAGCUUUAAAGGCGUUCCCGUGUAAAAAUGGUUUCAUCAUGGACGGUCUUGCAGAUUAUUUAUGGAUUCUAAUGUUUGUUUUUAAACAUGAUGCGGUUAAAAUGCAAAUAUUAUAUCAGGAUAAGUAUAUACUUUAUAUUUGCUUCCUUGAAAAAUACAGUAUAUUUAAAAUGAACUGAUUAAGAGAACUGUCAUCUAGCUCUUAACGUGGGAUGUUAUUUCCAGUUUUGUGGGUGACCUCCAAUCUUUUUAUGUAAUUAUCACAUGUCAAACUACCAAUUCAACUAUCCAAUUUCCAUAAACCACUGUUUUAUUUUUAUUCUAAUUUUUAAAAAUGAAUAAAGUAUACCAGUUACUAAA
This is a messenger RNA of Ictalurus punctatus (channel catfish), 1199 nucleotides long. It is a transcript of the gene alkbh4, whose product is annotated as alkB homolog 4, lysine demthylase. The transcript is spliced from 3 exons. Gene Ontology annotation, biological process: oxidative demethylation; protein demethylation; actomyosin structure organization. The record is from RefSeq and is a predicted model, not a curated record. Gene Ontology annotation, cellular component: midbody; contractile ring. Bases 46 to 864 code for a protein of 272 amino acids. Lineage: Eukaryota; Metazoa; Chordata; Actinopteri; Siluriformes; Ictaluridae. Gene Ontology annotation, molecular function: actin binding; oxidoreductase activity; demethylase activity.